ACUCUAUGCAUGCUGAAUCCCUCGGUCUCUCUUCUUCCUUUUCUCUUCUCAUGGCAUUCUCUCCUGCUUCGCUUCUUCUCCGCCGCUCCUCAGUCGCCGCCUCCUUAUCUCAUCUGACCUCUCUCUAUGUUACCCCUUUCUUCGCCUUCGCCCGUUCCCUCUCUGCAGCUUCACUCCCGCACUCGUCUGACUCCUCUGCCCACCUUGGCCCCCCCAUACCCUCCCUCUCUGACCGCCUGGCUUUCAUUCUCGACCAGAUCGACGCCGUAGGUCGUGAUCGAGGAGAUGAGGAUUCUGCUCUCCAGCGCAUCCGCGAGUGGCACCAGACGAAGGCCCCGAUCCCGGCCCCUUCCCCGCCCCCGUCGCCCCCACCCGAUGACGAUGGGAUUUCCUUGAUCCCAGCGCCUCGCGAGGCGAACCAAGACGAGAUAUUUUGCGUGCCAACUGAUACGAGCACGAACAUGAGUACGGGAGAUGUUCUUCGUAGGCAAGAGGUGGAGCUCGUGCACCCCUGGCCUGAGUGGAUUGAGCUGAUGGAGAGAUUGCUGCAGCAAAAUUACUUCAACUUUCGUAGGACAGACGAGGAACUUGUGGUAGCAAAUUCAUCCAUCGACCCACCUUCCAUAAAGGAAGAAAUGGAGUUUGAUUUCUUAAUGGAUUGGACCACUGUGAGGGAUUCUUGUAUCAAUUUUGGGCGUGACCGUUUUGAUAUUUUGAGGUCAUUGUCGAGGAAGGAUAUACAAGUUCUGGUGGGUCAUGGAUGCCCAAGCUUGGACUCAAAAGUUGUCUUCUCAGCUAAGUUGUUAAGAAAGCUCGUUCACCUUGAUGAAGGAGAUGUAUGUAGUUCAUGCAACUUAAGGAAUUCAUGUGGCAAAGGAUAUAUCUUAACACGCAAGGAGGAUGAGGCAUGCACUCUUGACGUUAUGCGUAUCUUACUAACAUUUGGUUUUGAUCAUGUAAAACAAACAGUUGAAAAUAAGCCUCUCAUGGAAAUGAAAUCUGUAAAAAUUGUAGCUCGCAAGUUGCUACACGAGAUUGUUAAGUUGAGUGCAAUUCCAAUAGAUCCCAAUCUUACACCUCCUGAAAUCAAGAAGCCUCCUCCUAAAGUAAAGCAACCCCCUCCACCACCGAAAAAACGAGUGGGGCGAUCUGAUGUAGAAAUGAAGAAAGGAGAUUGGCUCUGUACCGAGUGUAGCUUUAUGAAUUUUUCAAAAAAUACUGUUUGCUUGCAAUGUGAUGCUAAACGGCCCAAGCGGCAACUCCUCCCUGGAGAAUGGGAAUGUCCUCAGUGCAAUUUCUUGAACUAUAGGCGAAACAUGACAUGCUUUCAUUGUGAACACAAUCGCCCCCCUCAUGAAUAUACAGAAAGUCAAGUGCAUACAAGAGAGACGAGAGGAUAUGGUCCAAGAACAAGAAAGGAUUCAGCUUCAAAUCUUGACUUUGAUGACAAUGAAUCUGAUGGAGCUGAUGUUGCGGAGUUUGAGUUACCAAAUCCUUGUGAGAAUGAUCAAGGUUCUUUGGACAAUCAGCCUUAUAGGAGAACUGAUGUAGAAUCAAAAGAUGAUAUGGUACAUAAUGGUAGGGUUUCAAGAACCAUAGAACGAGAUCACUACUUUAAGGAAGACAAUCAAAGGAUAUCUACCUUGCGUUCUCAUGGAACAGGAUUUGAUGAUUUUGAUGAUGAAGAGGAUGAUGAUGUAGACAGUUUUGAGCUUGAGAAGACACAAGCAAGUGAAGUUUCUUGGGUAGAUUUUUCUGAGUUGGAAAACACAUCUGAAGGUCCUGAAAAAUUUGAUCAAUAUAUAAACUCAAAAAACCAAGCUGCAAAAGAUACUAUUUCUGACACUGAGGAUGAAGAUAUUGCUGAACAUUCUUAUCGGAGAUCUAGUUAUUUUACAGAUUCUGGACGUCUAGGUGGUGGCAGAGGUCACCGACAAUGUUCUAGAGAGAUGACAUUUGUUUCAGACGAUGGCUUUGAUUCUGAUUCUAAUGAAAUGGAUGAGAGCUUAAGGUCAAGACAUGGGAAAGGCCAGCAAGGAAGGGCCCGCGAACAAAAUUUUUCCAAUUCUGGUGACAGAUACCGUUUUGGUAUGGAGUCUGAUGACAACGACUUAUCCAGAGGUAGUAAAAGAGGAAAAGCCUCUUCUAGAGGUUCACAAAGAGAAUUUGGUGUUAAUGAUAGAACAGGCAGGAGGAGUUCUUAUGGCCGUGGCAAUCAUGGUUCUAGAGGAUCACACAUGCAUCAAAGUGGAACUGGAGCCAGCUACAGAAGUUUCAGAGACGAUAAUGAAUUUCGACGAUUUGAUAGGCAAAAUAACAAGGAAGGAUUUGGUGCAUCAGAUCAAAGGAGGAACCAGUUUACGAACGGAACAAGAGGUUUACGAAGAAAUGGUAGAGGUUGGGAUCGGGAAUAACACAUUCUAAUUAGUUUAAUUGGAGCAGAACUAAUGAUGCGAAUGUCAAAUGCUUGUACCUCACGUCUAAUGCUGGUGACGCUUAAUGCCUCAGCAGUGCAACUCCGAAACCUCCAUGGAAAUAUGCUGCCAUCUUUUUUGAUUAGCUGGAUUCUUAACUUACUAAAUGGCGAAUGCUUAGUUUCUAUAGUUGAAGCAAGAAGUCAAGAGCUUCUAGUUUCCAGCAUACUGAGAUGUUUCUUCCGUUCAAGCUAAAUUGUUAGAGGAUAAAAUAUUCUUACUUCUGUCUAUAUGCUUGUGGUGACAUGAAGCUGGAUAAUUCUUUGCUUUUGUAUCGGCCAAAGUUUCAUUUACCCCAUUGUUUUUUUUUUAAAAUUUUGUUAAAAUCUGUGUAUUCAGAUGAUAUAUAUACUUCUAUAAUGAAAUUCUUGAGUCGCA
Molecule: messenger RNA, 2852 nt
Organism: Zingiber officinale
Lineage: Eukaryota; Viridiplantae; Streptophyta; Magnoliopsida; Zingiberales; Zingiberaceae
Exons: 5
Coding region: 6-2414 (802 amino acids)
Cellular component (GO): cytoplasm
Molecular function (GO): mRNA binding
Source: RefSeq, a predicted model, not a curated record